UGUCGCCCCGCAUCGCUCUCCUGCUGCAGUGCGCGUAUAAAGCAGCUAGCCUCGCGGAGACGAGAGGAGGCGUUGCGGCAAGGUCGCGGCAGCAUCACGGCUCAAAUCAUCCCAGAAAACCGCCAUUCACGGAGAUCAUCCGGAUCUUUAGAGUUCCUGUGAGUUAAACGAGUCAAGAGAGCGUCAGAGCUCACACUUGCGAGGAAUUGUGAUCCGAACGCGCGGUUGUUCUCCAUUUGCCGUCGCGCUGCGGCUUUGGAGGGAAGCGCGGCGCGUUUUUUCGGUCUUCCCGUAGCAUCAGUGUCCAGGCGAUUCCAGUCUGACCCAUCCGCAGUAUCCAUUUCAGAAGGUCUCUUCACUUGUCAUGUCGGCGUCACCUCCGCCCGAUGCCGCCGCCACCCAGAGCGAGCUGCUCCCUCCAGCCGAACCUGACGCGCUCAAAGCCGCCGGUCCCACGCCGAGCCAGAGCCGCUUUCAGGUGGAUCUGGUGUCCGAGUCCGCCGGGGACGGGCACGACCCCGGCGCCGGUGGAGAUGAAGCCAAAGGCCGGUUUCGGGUGGUGAACUUCGCGGCCUCUAGUCCGGACGCGGCGCCGGCUGAGAUCGCGCAGAACGGGGACACGGUGAUGAGCGAGGGAAGCCUGCACUCGUCCACUGGCGGCCAGCAGCACCAUCACUACGACACCCACACUAACACAUACUACCUCCGCACCUUCGGUCACAACACCAUCGACGCGGUGCCCAACAUCGACUUCUACCGGCAGACCGCCGCACCUCUGGGCGAGAAACUCAUCAGACCCACCCUGUCCGAACUGCACGACGAGCUCGACAAGGAGCCGUUUGAAGAUGGUUUCGCUAACGGUGAGGAGUUGACACCUGCUGAGGAGGCCGCUGCCAAAGAGGCGUCUGAAUCGAAAGGAGUCGUGAAGUUCGGCUGGAUUAAAGGCGUGCUGGUGCGCUGCAUGUUAAACAUAUGGGGUGUGAUGCUCUUCAUACGCAUGACAUGGAUCGUGGGACAGGCAGGAAUCGCGUAUUCCUGUUUAAUCGUUUUAAUGGCAACUGUUGUGACCUCCAUCACGGGCUGCUCGACCUCUGCCAUCGCAACCAACGGCUUUGUACGAGGAGGUGGAGCAUAUUACUUGAUAUCCCGAAGUUUAGGUCCAGAGUUUGGAGGCUCUAUUGGGCUGAUUUUUGCCUUUGCUAAUGCUGUGGCGGUGGCCAUGUAUGUCGUGGGUUUCGCUGAAACUGUUGUGGAGCUGCUCAAUGCGGCUGGUGCGUUGAUGUUGGAUCCCAUUAAUGAUGUACGUAUCAUCGGCACUAUUACUGUCAUUCUGCUGCUGGGUAUUUCGGUGGCAGGGAUGGAGUGGGAAGCAAAGGCUCAGAUAUUCCUCUUGGUCAUUUUGGUCACGGCCAUAUUCAACUACUUCAUUGGAGCCUUCAUCCCUGUAGAGUCCAAGGAGAAGUAUGGCUUCUUCGGCUAUGAUGCGGGCAUCUUGGCUGAUAACUUUGGUCCGGACUUUCGUGGGGAAACGUUCUUCUCUGUGUUCUCCAUCUUCUUCCCAGCGGCUACAGGCAUUCUGGCUGGAGCAAACAUCUCGGGAGAUCUAGCCGACCCUCAAAUGGCUAUCCCGCGAGGAACUAUGCUGGCGAUCCUCAUCACAGGUGUGGUGUACAUGGGUGUGGCCAUCUCUUCAGGUGCGUGUAUUGUGAGAGAUGCUUCAGGUAUUGAUAGAAACAGUACUUUGAGCGCAACCAUUAACUGCACUGAUGCAGCCUGUAAGUUCGGCUAUGACUUCACUUCCUGUAGACCUACGGUCGAGGGAGCACCGUCACCCUGCAAGUACGGCCUCCACCACGAUUUCCAGGUGAUGAGUGUGGUGUCUGGCUUCAGUCCUCUUAUCACUGCGGGCAUCUUCUCUGCCACCCUCUCCUCUGCCCUGGCAUCACUCGUCAGCGCUCCUAAAGUAUUCCAGGCUUUAUGCAAAGACAACAUCUACCCUGGAAUCGCGGGCUUUGCCAAGGGCUACGGCAAAAACAACGAGCCGCUACGUGGGUAUUUCCUCACGUUUGGCAUCGCUCUGGCCUUCAUUCUGAUUGCGGAGUUGAACAUCAUCGCCCCGAUCAUUUCAAACUUCUUCCUGGCAUCAUAUGCUCUCAUCAAUUUCUCUGUGUUUCACGCUUCACUGGCGAACUCCCCUGGAUGGAGGCCAAGCUUCAAGUACUACAACAUGUGGGUUUCUCUGGCCGGGGCCAUCUUGUGCUGUGUUGUUAUGUUUGUUAUCAACUGGUGGGCGGCACUCCUGACCAACGUCAUCGUCCUGUCGCUCUACAUCUACGUGAGCUACAAGAAACCAGAUGUGAACUGGGGCUCGUCCACUCAAGCUUUGACAUAUCAUCAGGCUCUGACACACAGUUUGCAGCUCUGCGGUGUAGCAGAUCAUAUAAAAACAUACAGGCCACAGUGUUUGGUGAUGACUGGAGCUCCAAACUCACGUCCAGCGAUUCUGCAUCUGGUUCACGCCUUCACCAAGAAUGUGGGUCUGAUGGUGUGCGGUCACGUGCGCAUCAGUUCCCGCAGGCCCAACUUCAAAGAGCUGAACAGUGAUACGUUGCGCUACCAGCGAUGGCUCCUCAACAACAACUCCAAAGCCUUUUACUCCCCUGUCGUGGCUGAAGACCUCCGUCAAGGAACACAGUUCUUACUUCAGGCUGCUGGUCUGGGCAGGUUGAGACCCAACACUUUAGUGCUUGGCUUCAAAAACAGCUGGCGCACUGGAGAUAUAAAGGACGUAGAGACCUACAUCAACGUCAUCCACGAUGCCUUUGAUUUUCAGUACGGUGUCGUCAUUCUCCGGCUCAGAGAGGGGCUGGAUAUUUCUCACAUACAAGGACAAGAUGAUUCUUCGGGUAUGAAGGACGUGGUGGUCUCCGUGGACAUGAGUAAAGACUCAGAUGGAGACUCAUCCAAACCCUCCUCGAAGGCCACAAGUGUUCAGAACAGUCCAGCGGUCCAGAAAGAUGAGGAUGAGGACAGCAAAGCGUACACACAGCCGCUGUUGAAGAAAGAUAAAACCAGCCCGACAGUUCCUCUGAAUGUGGCUGAUCAGCAGCUGUUAGAUGCCAGUCAGCUGUUCCAGAGGAAGCAGGGGAAGGGGACAGUAGACGUGUGGUGGCUCUUUGAUGAUGGAGGUCUGACUUUACUGAUCCCGUAUCUGAUCAACAACAAGAAGAAAUGGAAGGACUGUAAGAUCCGCGUGUUCAUCGGUGGAAAGAUCAACAGAAUCGACCAUGACCGCAGAGCAAUGGCAACUUUGCUCAGUAAGUUCAGGAUCGAUUUCUCGGACAUUACUGUGUUGGGUGACAUCAACACAAAGCCCAAAUCAGAAGGUGUGACGGAGUUUGCUGAAAUGAUCGAGCCGUACAAACUGAGAGAAGAUGACAUGGAGCAGGAAGCUGCUGAGAAGCUGAAGAGUGAAGAACCAUGGAGGAUUACAGACAAUGAGCUGGAGCUGUACAAAGCAAAGAGUAAUCGUCAGAUCAGACUGAAUGAGCUGUUGAUGGAGCACUCGAGCACUGCUAACCUCAUUGUCAUGAGCAUGCCGCUGGCCAGGAAAGGGGCCGUAUCCAGCGCUCUGUAUAUGGCCUGGCUGGACACUCUAUCCAAAGACCUGCCGCCCAUCCUCUUAGUGCGUGGAAACCAUCAGAGUGUGCUCACAUUCUACUCUUAAAGAGCUCACGGCCCGAACCGCACAGACACAUUAACACGCACAUGAACGAGCACACUUUACAAGUCCAGCACCAAUGACUGACGACGAUGAUAAUGAUGAUGUUAGUGAUGCGGACACGGACGCUUUUGUAGCUGCAACACGACCAACUGAAAGCAAGCUGAAACAAACAUACGGUCCUUCCUCAUCCGCGGAGGUCGAGACGAGAGAAAGAUCAACGUCGGCUGGUUUCUUUUGUCUUUGGCUCAAAGGUUUCGAGCACACGUUGUUACACUGAUUGUCGUUAUCAUUGUUAUCAUUUCUUAUGACUGUCACAACUUUUUGAGUUGUGCGUUUUUUCCUCUUUUAAUUUGCUCUUGAUGAAGCAAUAAUCACCUCAUUUCUUCUUUCCUCACUUUGAAGAAAAACACAAAUCUUUGCAACACUUUUAUAGCCUUGUUGAUGUGCCUUCCUGUGCAAUCACAUUUAACUCUUAAACGUUUGCCCUGACUGGUGAUUUAUAAUCAAGUAGAUUUAGAUUGCUUGUUUUUUUUUUUUUAUUGGGUUUUAAAUGUACUCUCCUUUGAUUUUAUCACAGGGUGUUCUGAUGUUUCAUUGAGUACUUUUUUUUUUUUUAUGGUUUGUGCCUUUUUCCUCUGAGUUUUACGUCUUCCUUUUUAGCAUUGAAUUAGUUAUUUUAGCGCAGUGUCCCUCCAUGUUCUCGUUUCAAUGAUCAGCUGAAACUAGAGGUGAUUACAAUCAUCUUUGAAGUAGUCAAAUAUAAAUCAAAGUCAGAACUUCAAACUAUAUUAGUUUUUUCCUUGCGUGCAGUUGAACAGCAUGUGGUUUUGAUAAGAGACGCUUAUGAAUUCGGUCUUACAGGAAGUGAGGCGUCAUAUUUGUUAAAAUCGAUGAGUAACGAUGAACCAAAUAUGAUCAAACCUCUGGAAUUUGAUUCCACAAACAAAUGGAUUCAGCUACAGUGAAGACCUUUGCCUUAACAGUUGAAGUAAUGAUUAUUUUCUUACUUGGCGUCUUUUAAGCCAUACUGGCUAGUUGAUUGAUUAGCGAGUAAAUGCAGAGAGAUUGAUUAGAGAUUGAUUGAUGAACGGAUGCCUAAACUAGAAUUUAAUCUUGGCCAUCAACCCAUUUGUCUUAAUCGCUGCAAACUCCCCCAUUUUUGGAUGAAGUUUUAUUUAAGCAGUCCAGAAUUGUACGUUUGUACCUUGACAUAUAUCCAACAGUGAAUGUCAACAACAUAUUGUUAGUAUCCCCUAAAGAGGCUUUUAAAGCACAACAUCUCAUACAUCAAGGUUGGACUGUUACUGUAACCUGUUUUACAUCCACGGUUGAGUUCAACUUGGGGCUUCCCUGUGCUUUUAUUCUGUCUUCACUGGCCAGUGCUUUUCUGCAGAUAAAGGCCUUAAACGGAGCUCACGGGAUGUCUUGUAGUGUCAUGUCAAGUUCUUUGAAUGAGACCGAUUCGUUCCUCUAUGCAGGUGAAAUCAUGUAAUCUAAAUGCAGAUGGUUCAUUUCUAUUGUUGUCGCUCAGAUUUGAUUCUGUGUAGAAGGCCAUCAAGAGAACUGAUUUCAGAUUGUCCUGUUUCUGAAUGUCGUUUGGUUCAUUCUUCUUCUGAUUGUAAAGCUGGAUGUGACCAGAUGUUCAUUAUGCAGGCCAUGCCUUAGUUUAAACUUUAAGUGUUGGUCAGUAAUAAUCUCCAUCACAUUCACUGCAGCUAAAUACGAAGUGUUCAGAUCCAAUGUUCCGUUACGCUUUUCUUUCCAACACUUUUAUUUGUGAUUAUUUGCAGGCUGUGUGUUGUGCAAUUGCAGAUUUUGUGUAGUUAAGAUUCUUGCGAUUCAUAUCCCUCAAAUUGUGCACCUGAGAAAUAUUCCAUGUGACUGUGUUAGAAUGACUAUAUUCAUAUUUAUAGUUCUCAAUAUAAAUGAGUAUUUAAAAGUACUUAAAUGUCUGUGCGCGCCGCAUGUACUUUUUCUAUUCAAGUGGAUGGUUGGUGAAGCUUCUGAUGAUCUGUUGUGUGUUUGUGUGGCUGUAUAGCACUCUGUUCAACCUAAUAUUGACAAAAUCACCAAAUCAACAUGUACCUGACAUCUUGAAUUAUUAAGAUACUUGUAUAUUUAUAUAGAUAUAGAAAAACAGGAGAGCCAGUCAGUCAGUCAUACCCAUAUAAUGUGUGUUGGUAAGUGGUCAUUACUCAUUGAUGUAUAGAUGCAUCUUGCUGCACUGCAGACGUAGGUUUCCAUACCAUGAGGUUCUUGAAAGGUGCCUCUCAACAGUUCCAAUGUUGCUUUCAGUGUAAGACGAAGCAGGUUUUUUUUUUUUUGACACAACAUUUCUCAUUCUGCAAAGUACAUUUCACUCCACUGUAAAAAUGUGUUGAAUAACAUUAACACACGGUCAACAUCAAUGUUCCCCAACCUCUAACUAUAGUCCACACUGUACUUCCAUACUAACCUGUAAAUAUGUUUUAUCCUAACCACAUUAAUGAAGGGAGUGGAAUAAAAACUGCAAAUACAUAUGGUGAAAAAUAUUUAUUUUAGUUCAUUUCUUUCUUUUAUGUUUGAAAUAGUUUUAAAUUGCAUGUAUAACUUUUUAUUUUAGUAAUUUUCUUAGUCUGCAAGUUCACAUCUUUGGUCUCUGUUUCACUGUUUGGUCACAUUUCUCUCUUUUGUAUGCCUUUUGAAGAAAUGCAACGUCGACCAGUGGUUUGAGUUUCCUGCUAAACCAUUACAGGGGUUCUGUUUGAUCACUCUGGAACAGUAAUAUUUUGAUAUACUGUACUGUUAUUUGUCACAUGUAUGCUUUUUUCUAACAUUUUAACAGUUAAGGGUAUUAAUGCUUUGUACAUCCUUACUGCAAUAUAUAAAAAUAAACAGAAAUGAAA
Molecule: messenger RNA, 6609 nt
Organism: Xyrauchen texanus (razorback sucker)
Lineage: Eukaryota; Metazoa; Chordata; Actinopteri; Cypriniformes; Catostomidae
Gene: slc12a2
Product: solute carrier family 12 member 2
Exons: 27
Coding region: 365-3727 (1120 amino acids)
Biological process (GO): chloride ion homeostasis; potassium ion homeostasis; potassium ion import across plasma membrane
Cellular component (GO): membrane
Molecular function (GO): sodium:potassium:chloride symporter activity; ammonium channel activity
Source: RefSeq, a predicted model, not a curated record